Molecule: messenger RNA, 7838 nt
Organism: Amyelois transitella
Lineage: Eukaryota; Metazoa; Arthropoda; Insecta; Lepidoptera; Pyralidae
Gene: Wnk
Product: serine/threonine-protein kinase Wnk
Exons: 39
Coding region: 795-7742 (2315 amino acids)
Biological process (GO): intracellular signal transduction; positive regulation of sodium ion transmembrane transporter activity; negative regulation of sodium ion transport
Cellular component (GO): cytoplasm
Molecular function (GO): chloride channel inhibitor activity; ATP binding; potassium channel inhibitor activity
Source: RefSeq, a predicted model, not a curated record
AACCUUUCUCCGUCUGGACGUUGCUAAUACAGAGGUAUAAAACGUGUAGAUCACGUCACAAAACCGCUGUGCGAUAUUGACGACCUGUCAUUUCGGAUUUUUUUUAUUUUAUUCAACUUUGAAUCAGCUAUGCGCCAUUUACUGCAAUAGAUUGAUAGUUGUCUGCAGAUAUUAGCACAUCUUUAAAUAAGACACGUUUAUAAGUAAGUACAAUAGCUGGGCGGUUCUGUUCCGGACGUAGCGACGUCUGCGCGAUAUUCUGCCACCCGCUUUCGCGUUUUUCAGUAUAAUUUUUACGUGCCGGCACGGAGGUUUUUCGAUUGUGUGCUGUAUGUGAAGAUGAAUAAUUCGGUGGUGCUUGUGUAGUGCUGUUUGGUGAACUCUUUCUCGAAGGCUGUCGAGGUGCGGUAAUAAAACGUCAUCGAGUGGCAGUGGUGCAGCUCGCAAUACGAGAGCCGCGAUAACAUCAAAACCAAUCCUGCAAUAAACUUUCCAAAAUCUUCCUCAAGACUGUUUACUUUAGAUUUUAAUUUUGCUUAGCUUAGAAAGUUGAAAGAAAAGAAAGGGAUGCCAACAAAGUGAGAGAGAAUCAAAAGACAGAAUAGCUAUUUAUUUGAUUAAUCAAUUAAUUAUUAUUGUAACCUGUUAUAAUUAUUUUUGUAGUUAUCUGCUGUAUCUAUAGUUGUAACGAAUGAAAUCAAUACAAUUAGAUAUUCUAUUUAUUCAGUUUUAACUAUGAUCACAAUGAAUAUUUAUGAAUUGUUAAUCUGACAAGCCGUUUGUCGUGAGUCAAAAUGGAGAAUGUUGCAUCGAACGUGUCUAUGAGGAACAGCAAGCAGAGAAAAGAGAAUUUGAUUACGAGGAAACAGGACAAGAGUCCCGAGAAGACAAUAAGGGGGACUAGGGGUGCUUACAGAGGGUUACCAUCGACAUCUAAACGCGAGGAGGAGGAGACGGGCUCCACGGAAAGACUGGACAGACCAAAGAAAUUCAUUUCGCAGAAGAAUUAUGGAUUGGGAAAGAGGCCCGACUUCUCGCUCAAGAACAGGAAUGUACACCUCGCUUCUUCGCGGUAUGGCCAGAUGACAUCCGGCCUCCACGGCCACAGUCACCAGAUCUCGCAGCCGACGCACCACCUGGACUCUGGCGUCCUCCCUCCCGCCAAGGAGAAGACCGUGCAUGGCAAGGAGAAGACCUUCAAGGUGGUGGUUGGCGGUGAGGUGGGGGUGAUGAAGGCCCCGGUGCUCGGCCCCCGGCCCUACAAUGCAUUGGCCAUCAUUCACACUCAGCAGAGCAACACCUUCGAGAUGCUCAACUCUCUCACUACAAGCGUGGCUAGCCAACCGGUAGUGGGCGUGGGCGUGGGCGGUUACCGUCGCCGCAGCUCGGGCGCCGGCGCGCUGUGCGACCCCGAGCUGGACGACAGCGGCAACAAGCUGGUGGCCCGGCUCGAGGACGACGCCUUCAUCUCCGAGCAGGAUCUGGAGGAGAACAUUGAGAUCGCUCAGGCCACAGAGAAGGGGCUGCAACCGGACGCCGACCCCACGGGGGAGGUCCAGCCGCAGGAACAACAGAACGGUCUCGUGUACAGUCCCAUGUACAAGUUGGACAAGCUGGAAAUGCAGAAGGACAAGGAGAAAGACGACAAAGAGGACGAGGAGGAGCCCAUCGGAGUGUCGCCUUGUGGGAGGUUCUUCAAGUACGACAAGGAGGUGGGGCGGGGCUCGUUCAAGACGGUGUACCACGGGCUGGACACGCAGACCGGCGUCGCCGUGGCCUGGUGUGAACUGCUGGAGAAAAAGCUGAACAAAACCGAACGUCUCCGUUUCCGCGAGGAAGCGGACAUGCUGAAGAAACUCCAGCACCCAAACAUCGUGAGGUUCUACAACUACUGGGAGGGCACCGUGGCGAAGAAGAAGAACAUUGUCCUCAUCACCGAGCUCAUGUUGUCCGGGACUCUUAAGGCCUACCUCCGUCGGUUCAAGCGGAUAAACCCGAAGGUGCUGAAGUCCUGGUGCCGGCAGAUCCUCAAGGGUCUCAACUUCCUGCAUUCGAGAACGCCGCCCAUCAUUCACAGGGACCUGAAAUGUGACAACAUCUUCAUCACUGGCACCACGGGCAGCGUCAAAAUUGGUGAUCUCGGGCUGGCCACGCUCAAGAACAGGAGCUUCGCCAAGUCCGUCAUUGGCACGCCGGAGUUCAUGGCGCCGGAGAUGUACGAGGAGCACUACGACGAGUCGGUGGACGUGUACGCGUUCGGCAUGUGCAUGCUGGAGAUGGCCACCGGCGAGUACCCCUACAGCGAGUGCAGCGGGCCCGCGCAGAUCUACAAGAAGGUGGUCUCGGGUGUAAAACCGCAGAGUUUGGAGAAGGUGACCAUUCCGGAGGUGCGUGACAUCAUCGAGUCUUGUAUCAGGCCGAACAAAGCGGACAGGCCGCAAGUGAAAGACCUCCUAAACCACGAAUUCUUCGGAGAAGACAUUGGCCUUCGACUGGAGAUUGUGGGUCGAGAUCUCGUCACCUCUUCGGACAUCACCAAGAUCAAGUUCCGGCUGAAGAUCAUUGACCCCAAGAAACGGUCUUACACCCACAAGGAGAACGAGGCUAUACAGUUCGAGUUCGACAUAGAGACCGACGACUGCGAGGAGGUGGCCAACGACAUGGCCAAGGUGGGGCUCAUCAUGGAGGAGGACGCGAGGAUCGUCACCAAGCUGCUGAAGUCGCAGCUCAUCAGCCUCAACCGGGAGCGCAGUGAGAAGAAAGCGCAGAUGCUGUUCAAUCAGGAGUUGAUCAACGAGCAGAAUCUGCAGAAGCAGCUGUUGCUUGAGCAGCAGUUGAGACAGGUGAAGAUGAUCCAAAACCAGCAGCAAGCGGUCCCCGUGGAUCAGGUCAAAACUGGUCUUCUGAACGGUGUUGGCAGCCAACCGGCGCUCGGCACAGUGCAGUUAGAACAACAAUCCCAGCUGCUCCAGGCCCAACAACAACUUUUGCAGCAGCAGCUCCAACUCAACAACGAGGAGUGCGCCAUGAGCCUCGUCAACAACCUGAUGCAGGCCAGGAUAUCUCCCGCCGACCGGCUGCUGUCCAGACAGGUGAUGAUGGAACAGAAUCUCCUCAACCAGCAGAUGCUAGAACAGACAGUCCAGGGCCAGCUCAUCGAGCAGCAAGCCCAGCAGAACCUUCUAGAAGCCAACCAGUCUCAAACGCAACUCCAGCCAACACUCUUACAGCAACAACAACUCUCCGCCGAACUCAGCAACCAGAAUCAAGCUUUACAACAACAAAUAAUACAGCAACAACAGAACAUUAUAGCCCAGCAAGCCGCCGCGAUACAACAGAAACAGUUCGAAGAACAAUUAACGCAGGAAAACAUGAUUAACGCACCACAGAAUCUCGCCACAGGACAAAUAUUAGACCCUUCGUUGCAGAAUUUACAAAAUAUUUUAGCGCAGAUAAUACAAAGGCCCGAUACAUUGCAGUCUAGGAAAGAAUCUGAGUCUGAAACGCAAGCGCAACAAUUACAGAAUCAACAACAAAUCUUGCAGCAGACUGAGUUGGAGCAACAACAGACUCAACAAGAACAAGAUAUCCAGCAAAUGCAGAAUCUAAUUGGUGCUCAAAUUCAACAGCAAAACAUGAACUUCCAACAGAACCAACAGUACAUGCAACCGAUUUUAACGGAUCCGAUGUUAGCGGCGAAGCAACAACAAGUUGCUCAAGCGCAGCAACAGUUGUCGCAGGCGCAGCAACAACUCAACAUGCAGAAGCAAAUGUUGGCACAGCAUCAGAUAGCUUUACAACAACAGAUAUUGUCGCAACAACAGAUACACAUGCCAGGGCAGACAUUGUCGCCGCAACAUUUGAGAAAUUUGCAACAACAACAGUAUUUGGCGCAGCAGGAAUUGCAUUUACAACAACAGCAGAAUUUGAUUGAGAGGCAGAAUUUGGCGUUGUUGGCACAGAAACAGCAGUUGAUGGGCCAACAACAAAGGGAAGUUGAGGAGAUAUUGCGUUCUCAGAGGCCAAUGUACACGAGACAAGGGUCCGAGCAAAGUCAGAUAAGCUCGGCUGAUGUCCACGAUCAGCAACAGACAAUAGUUCCUGAGCAAUAUCAGCAAAAACCUCCAUUACAGCCUCAAAUGUCCAUAGACCAAAUUCAGUUCCAGAAUCAAUACGCCGAAUUACAAAAUCAAAUGCAGAAACAGUCGGAAGAUUUGAGUUUUCAACAUAUGCGUCAUAUGCAGGGUCAAUCAUUGCCUCACAACAUGUUGGCUCAGAACUUCGGCGUGGUACAGAAGGAGAUGCAGAUAUCUAGUCAUGAAGGCACCCCGGUGCAGAAUUACGCUGCGAACCCGCUCCAGAUGUACCAGCCGGCACAGAGCCAGCCAAUGCAGUCCAUGAUGCAGAACAUGCAGUCUAUGCAGUCUUCAGUUCCUCAAAAUAUACCUCAUAGCAUACAAGAAUCAGUACAACUAAGUGCGGCGCAAACGUUGCCGAAUAAUUUGACGUCUGUCCCGCAAGCUAUAUCGGUCCCACAACCGGUUCCGUCUAUCCCACAGUCGGUACAGUCUGUCCCACAACCCGUACAAUCUGUCCCACAACCGGUACAAUCGGUCCCACAAUCAACUAUUCCACAAUCGAUGCCACAGUCGAUGCCUUCGGUUCCGCAAACUUUAUCUUCUGUCCCUCAACCUAUACAAACCGUCCCACAGGCUGUACAAUCUGUCCCACAGCAUAUUCAGUCGCUCCCACAGGCCACGACGACAAUACUUCAACAGUCUGUCCCACAGCCGAUACAGUCGGUCGCACAGCCUAACCAAACUGUCCCACAGCCCGUAUCCACUGUCCCACAAACACAGCCACAAGAGACCGCGCCACAGCAGUUGAAUUUAACAGCUGAACCUCAAGACAACGGGUACUCACACAGCAAUGGUCAAAAAGAGCAGUUUUUAACUCCAAUGAGCGAGUUUCCGUCCGGCGCCACACACACAGAGACCGCACGCCCGCCCGAACUCAGCUCUGUGGAGGAGAAGCAGGCCGACCAUGAAGCCGCCACCGCGAUACCAUCACCAAUAACGAGCGACAAGAAAUCUCGAGGAUCCAAAAAAAGGUCUAGAGAGAAAGACAAACUACCAAAACUGACCGUUUUGGAGGUCAACGAGGCCGCUGUGGAGUGCCAACUGGAGUCAAAGUCCAAAACUGUGACCUUCAAGUUUGACAUCACCGAUGUCAACCCUGAAGAGAUCGCCAGCAAUUUGGUAUCGAACAACCUGCUCCCGGAGUGGCAGAGCGCCACGUUCAUGGAGCUGAUCCGGGACAUCGUGUCGCAGCUGGUGGCCAACCCCGGCGCGCCGCCCGUGCUCAACCCCCACCAUCACUCCCUGAGGCUCAACAUUGACAAGACUGAUUACGACUCCGAAACGACCGAGCGCGAGGAGAAUCUGACGGAUUCGAACCAGGACAACUCCGAGUGCACCACGCCCACCGCCAGCCACGACAACAUCGCGUGCGAGCUGGCGUUGGAACCGGAACCGGAACCCAUCGCCGAGGCGCCCAGGACCGUAGUGGACGUGGUGGCGAGGAAGAUCAGCACCGCUUCCUCGUGUGGUUCAGCUCAGUCCGACACGUCGGGCGUCGCCCCGGAACGGUCCGGCAGCACGGAGUCCCAGAACGGGGAGAAGAAGCCGCACAAGCCCAGCAGGAAGAUCUCCCGCUUUCUAGUCAGCCCCGUAGUGGACAGGGGGGAGGAGGUCCCCGAAGAGAGACCGCACGAAGUCAACGGUCUACCGGAGAAGCAGGACUCGGUUCCACAGCAGUACUCGGAGCACAUAAAGGAGGAGCAGACGAACCCCGCCGCUAUACCCACCAGCGUACAGUCGAUAAUGCCCCAGCAGGCGCAGAAUGUGAACGCGAACGUGCUCAAUGUCGGGCUACAGCCUAGUUUGACAACGCCGCUGCAGAUUGCUACUGACACGCCCAUUUUAGGCAUAAGUCAAGUGUCUACUCCCAUGGGCGCGGGCGGCGAGCUGGGCGCGGCGCCGGCGCAGCCCCCGGCCGGCGCGCACCACGCCGAGAACAUCCAGAGGAUGCUGCUCAAGCAGAAUAUUAUGAAUCAACAGCAGAAUCUGUCAGGCCCGAACCUGCUGGGGCUGCUCAACCAGCCGCCGCUGCAGCCCGAGCUGGCGCUGCACGGCGCCAUGCUCAACAACGCGCAGCCCGCGGCGAUGCUGGGCCGGCAGUACCCUCCCAUGAAGUACUACCAACCGAUGAGGACCCCCGCAGAAUUGAUAGGCCAACAACCAGGUCUUCAAACGUCAAUGAACCAAUACGCGACCCAACCUCUGGGCCAGCCGUUCGGUCUGGGUCUGGGUCUGCCGCCGCUGACGCUGCAGCACCAGAACAUGAUGGGGCAGAACCUCGCGCUCAACCAGAACCUCAUGCAGCCUGGGCUGGCGCAGAAUUUAGGUUUAGCUGGUCAGAAUCUAGGAUUAGGGAGUCAGAAUCUCAUUGCCGGCCAGAACUUGGGUUUGGGCGGGCAGAACCUGACGCUGGGCGGGCAGAACCUCGGGCUGAUGGGGCAGAACCUCGGCCAGUUUGUGGCGCACAGAGCUGUUCAUCAGGCCUUGGCCAGGAGGGCGGUUGAUAUGGAAAUGGCCGGCAUGGCGAGCGUGAACUCGACGGGGUCGUCGCAGCCCAGCACGCCCAACAAGCCGCCGUGCUACGAGUACAUGCUGUCUCUGCAGCACAAGCUCGCCAACAUCUCCAACAGCGGCCCGGUGUCCCCCGCGUCCCCGCUCGACUACAGCCCCGCGCUGUCGCCCACGCACCGCGUGCACCAGACGGAGAGCCUGGCGGGGGGCCUGGAGUUGGAGGCCGGGACCCCCGCCGCCCGGCACGCGGCGCAGCUGGCGGACCUGGACCACGAGCUCAGCAAGAUCAGCCUCCACUACAAGCAGCAGCACAAGGACGUGUUCAUAGAACACGGACAAGAGGAGCAUGAGAUGUUAGCGGCUAAUAUCGAAGACGGCGCUGCCAAUACUUACGACGAGGCGGGCGCCGGGCCGUGGGAGUGGCGCGGCGCGGGCUUCCGCGUGUGCCGCGCGCAGCCCUGCCGCCCCUACCAGCUGUGCCGCCUGCUGCCCGGCAAAGACAAGCUAGACGCGUCCGUAACUGGCCGGACAUUGGACGACACGUCCCUGGACAACCACUCGUCGUGGUCGGAGCCCGGCGCGGAGGAAGUCGCGGACACGUUCGUGAUCACAGCCGCGCGCGCCGCCACCUACACCGUCAGCGACGUGCUGCACGACCGACACGCCACCAUCAUAGAGCCGGGCAGGCAGAGUUCCCCCAGCAAGCCGCCCCCGCCAGCGGGCGAGGCCUGCGGCAGCUACCUGGUGCUGUCGGCGGGGCUCAGCUGCACCGUGGUGGACUCCUCGCUGUCACUGCUCCAGGACCCCCAGUUCGCGCCCUUCACGGACACACACUGCUGCUCGCCGGAAACUUGUAGCGAGGGUGCGGAGCGGGUCCCGCUGUCAGCCGAGUGGUCGCGCUGGGCGGCGGCGGCGGGCGCGGCGGGGGGAGCGGGGGGCGCGGGGGCGGUGGGGGGAGUGGCGGGGGCGGGGGCGGCGCGCGCGCAGCUGCGGGCUGACCGGCUGCUGGCCGACGCUGUGGUGGAGGACACGCUCACUGACAGAGCGCUGUGCCGGCAGGUGGUGCUGUUAUCACUGAGCACUCAGUUAUGACAUGUGUAGCGAUUCACACUGUACCUUAUAUUUAUUGUAUGUAACAUAUACUAUAUCAUAACUCGUAAAUAAAAUAUUCAUAUGUGAUAUCUAGAA